AGCCCCUGAUGAAGGCAGAGGAGGGGGAGGAGUACGACGAGGAGCACAACAAACCUCACCUCGUCUACAGAAAGGACAGGAAGAGGAGAGAGAGCCCUGCCAGUGAACCCACACAACCCUGCUCAGCCUCAUGUAACAGACCUAGCUACCACUGUCUGCCCCUGUACUAACCAUAGUCUGAAUCCUCUCCUCUCCUAUACUAUACUGUAUUGUACUACACUAUACUAUACUAUACUAUACUAUACUACGCUACACUAUACUAUACCAUUUUUUUAUUAACUUUUAUUUAUUCAUGGUAGCCCAAUUGAGACCAGGGUCUCAUUCCCAAUGGUGCCCUGAGGACAAACAAUGUACAUUACAAUUAAAACAAGACAAAUAAAAAUAACCACAAGGCACAACCUCAACACCACAAUUUUAACAAAUAAACCACUACAAUCCUCAAUGAAUUCAUUCAACACCCGAGUCCUAAACUGCCAUAGCGGCUCCAGGGAAUGAAGAUGCAAGGAAUUUUGUAGGUUAUUCCAACAAUGGGGGGCACUAAAACUAAAGGAGGAUUUACCUAAAUUGGUCAAGACCAGAGGGACAUCAAGAGUUAACCAAUCCUGCGAGCAGGUUUGGUAGCUCAUUCUUUUAUAUGUUAGCAAUGAAGUUAGGUAAAUUGGAAGCUUGUGUAGCAUGGCUUUGUAAACAAAAAGGGAGUAAUGAAUUGAUCUACGAGACUUUAGUGAGGACCAGACAACCUUUUGAUACAGGAUGUAGUGAUGAGUAUUAAAACUGUCACCUGUGAUAAAGUAAAGGGCGCUAUGGUAGACAGCAUCCAAAGGUUUAAGAGUAGUGGCUGCUGUAUUCUGGUAAAUGGUGUCACCGUAGUCAAGAACUGGCAGGAAAGGUGACUGUACAAUCUGCUUCCUGCUGUUUAGGGAGAGGCAAGAUCUAUUUCUAAAAAUUAAGCCCACUUUAAAUCUUUGCUUUUUAACUUUAAACAUCGUCUUUGUCAAUCCAAAUGCCCAGAUAUUUGUAGGUGGGGACCCAGACGAAUGGGAGAACCAUCCAAUGAAUAAAUAUGUAGUCCAUCUGAAACAUUCUUGUGAGAACUAGAGAACAACAUGUAUUUAGUCUUGCCUGCAUUAUGCUAUACGAUACUAUACUUCCCUACACUGCAAUACACUAUACUACACUACACUAUACUAUGCUAUACUAUACUAUGCUAUACUAAUCACAGUAUGAUUGUUACUGGGGUUCCCCUCACACUUACCCCUCUGUUUUGUAAUUCUCUCUGUGCCAAAGCCGUAAUAGCUGCGCUAACUGCAAAUUAUACUUAGUCAUGAUUCUUGGCUGCGGGUUUAGCGAGAAGAUUUGAGUCUUGAUUAAGAGUGUCAUUGAAAUCCUUUAUUUAAUUCAGCUAAAAUGUGUUCCAGCCAGCCAUCCGCUCCAAAGGUUUUCACUCUCCUUUCUGGAGCGUUCACACCCAAGUCUGCGGAGGAACAGAGGAAUAAAUAAUUACUUUUUAGUUUGCUGCACUGUCGGAGAUAAAUAAAGAAACUGGAGAGCACUGCAUUUUAUAAGCUGCUUUUGAAUGUUCUCCAUUUCAUUAGAAUGUUUAUAGCUGCAGCCUUUAGAUAGUGGAGAGGCCAACAAAAAGCAAAGUGACCCAGCAGAGCUCACCCUGACACAGGCCCUUAAAAGAUGGCUCACGGGGAGCUUUGUGGGCGGCCUUUGUUGGCUGAUGCAAUAAAUAUUUUAUGUGCAGGACACUUGAUUUGUUUGUUGUCUGAACCCGGGUAUUGUCUGCUGGUUGUGGCCAUUGUCUGUGGCUGGGUUUAAAGUAGUUGGAGUGACCUGAGGGGCCAAAACCUCCUUAAUAUGCUUGCCUUUCACUCCAUCAGUCUGUGUGGCAAACACAGAGGGGCAACAAUCUGGAGGGUCUCACUCUCAGCCAGGCACUGGAGGACUUUGAAAUAUGCUCCCUCUCUGUGUAGACACUGUCAGAAAGUGGGUGAAAGGCCUAACAUGAAGGUGUAGCAGCUCACACAAGUUGUGGGUCCAUCCACCCAGUCUCCCUUUAAUAUCUUUCUAACCUCACAGAUUAGAUACAGUAGGUUUUUCUAUUCAAAGUGCCCAAGCAAACACAUUCUUCCUCCUCACCUUUUAAUAAAUCAAUGGGGUCUUGUUAUAUACAUAGAUAUAUAGAGAAAGAGAAGACACCUGCAGCAGAGCAGACACACAAUGAGGCAGGAUUAAAGGAGAGAGACGACACAGGGCCGGGUUAGGACAGGAGAACUGUGAGGUGUCCUGGGCUGUGGUUCCACACCCUUAUCUGAUAGGCUCCUCUCCAGAUGCACUGAUAAAUGCCUCUCUUUGAAGGCCGCAGUAGGCCUGCCUGCCUGGCUGGCUGUUAGUAGGCCUAAUUUCUUUUUAUGGGAAUGUGUACAGUGCAGUGCACACACUGACUGCUACUAUCAGGUCAGGAGUAAACACUGUGUUGGUUGGCUGCUCUCAAAGCACAACAAAGGCAUCAAAUCAAAUCAAGUUUAUUGGUCGCGUACACAGGUUUGCAGAUAUCGCAGGUGCAGCAAAAUGCUUAUGUUUCUAGCUUAGACAGCACAGUAAUAUCUAGUAAUACAAUAACAAUACACAUAAUCCAAAAGGUAAAAAAAUAUCAGAAAUAUCAGAACGAGCAAUGUCAGUGUCCAGAAUAUAAGUGUAUAUAUAUAAAUGGUGUGUAUAUACAGUAUGGACAGUAUAUGAAUAGAAAAGGUGUGUACAGCAGUAGCUACAGUGGGGAAAAAAGUAUUUAGUCAGCCACCAAUUGUGCAAGUUCUCCCACUUAAAAAGAUGAGAGAGGCCUGUAACUUUCAUCAUAGGUACACGUCAACUAUGACAGACAAAAUGAGGAAAAAAUAUCCAGAAAAUCACAUUGUAGGAUUUUUAAUGAAUUUAUUUGCAAAUUAUGGUGGAAAAUAAGUAUUUGGUCAAUAACAAAAGUUUCUCAAUACUUUGUUAUAUACCCUUUGUUGGCAAUGACACAGGUCAAACAUUUUCUGUAAGUCUUCACAAGGUUUUCACACACUGUUGCUGUUAUUUUGGCCCAUUCGUCCAUGCAGAUCUCCUCUAGAGCAGUGAUGUUUUGGGGCUGUCGCUGGGCAACACAGACUUUCAACUCCCUCCAAAGAUUUUCUAUGGGGUUGAGAUCUGGAGACUGGCUAGGCCACUCCAGGACCUUGAAAUGCUUCUUACGAAGCCACUCCUUCGUUGCCCGGGCGGUGUGUUUGGGAUCAUUGUCAUGCUGAAAGACCCAGCCACGUUUCAUCUUCAAUGCCCUUGCUGAUGGAAGGAGGUUUUCACUCAAAAUCUCACGAUACAUGGCCCCAUUCAUUCUUUCCUUUACAGGGAUCAGUCGUCCUGGUCCCUUUGCAGAAAAACAGCCCCAAAGCAUGAUGUUUCCACCCCCAUGCUUCACAGUAGGUAUGGUGUUCUUUGGAUGCAACUCAGCAUUCUUUGUCCUCCAAACACGACGAGUUGAGUUUUUACCAAAAAGUUAUAUUUUGGUUUCAUCUGACCAUAUGACAUUCUCCCAAUCCUCUUCUGGAUCAUCCAAAUGCACUCUAGCAAACUUCAGACGGGCCUGGACAUGUACUGGCUUAAGCAGGGGGACACGUCUGGCACUGCAGGAUUUGAGUCCCUGGCGGCGUAGUGUGUUACUGAUGGUAGGCUUUGUUACUUUGGUCCCAGCUCUCUGCAGGUCAUUCACUAGGUCCCCCCGUGUGGUUCUGGGAUUUUUUCUCAGCGUUCUUGUGAUCAUUUUGACCCCACAGGGUGAGAUCUUGCGUGGAGCCCCAGAUCAAGGGAGAUUAUCAGUGGUCUUGUAUGUCUUCCAUUUCCUAAUAAUUGCUCCCACAGUUGAUUUCUUCAAACCAAGCUGCUUACCUAUUGCAGAUUCAGUCUUCCCAGCCUGGUGCAGGUCUACAAUUUUGUUUCUGGUGUCCUUUGACAGCUCUUUGGUCUUGGCCAUAGUGGAGUUUGGAGUGUGACUGUUUGAGGUUGUGGACAGGUGUCUUUUAUACUGAUAACAAGUUCAAACAGGUGCCAUUAAUACAGGUAACGAGUGGAGGACAGAGGAGCCUCUUAAAGAAUAAGUUACAGGUCUGUGAGAGCCAGAAAUCUUGCUUGUUUGUAGGUGACCAAAUACUUAUUUUCCACCAUAAUUUGCAAAUAAAUUCAUUACAAAUCCUACAAUGUGAUUUUCUGGAUUUUUUUCCCUCAUUUUGUCUGUCAUAGUUGACGUGUACCUAUGAUGAAAAUUACAGGCCUCUCUCAUCUUUUUAAGUGGGAGAACUUGCACAAUUGGUGGCUGACUAAAUACUUAUUUUCCCCACUGUAUAUACUGUAGGAUGAGCCAUGACUAGAAUACAGUAUAUACACUACAUGACCAAAAGUAUGUGGACACCUGCUUGUCGAACAUCUCAUUCCAAAAUCAUGGGCACAUUGCUGCGGGACUUACUUCCAUUCAGCCACAAGAGCAUUAGUGAGGUCGGGCACUGAUGUUGGACGAUUAGGCCUGGCUCGCAGUCGGCGUUCCAAUUCAUCCCAAAGGUGUUCGAUGGGGUUGAGGUCAGGGCUCUGUGCAAGCCAGUCAAGUUCUUCCACACCGAUCUUGACAAACGAUUUCUGUAUGUCAUUGUAUGCUGUAGCGUUACGAUUUCCCUUCACUGGAACUAAGGGGCCUAGCUACCUCUCUCUCUCUCUCUCUCUCUCUCUCUCAUCACAGGCUGCAUAAACAUGCAGCUCUUUACUGCAGCCUAAUUGCUGAGAGCAAAUUGCAUUGAGCAACACAGUCAGGACCACCAGGCAGAGUGCAGCUGUAGGUGGGAAUAUCUCUGGGUAUACAAUAUGAUGUAGGUACAGCUCCUCUUGAAUGCACAAGCAGAUAUGUGAUUAAGAUAUUGUGCUACAAAACUAAGAAUCAACUUGUGGGGGCCUCAAGCAGAGGGCCUCAAGGUAAAAAAUGGACCCGUGUGUUAGAAAUGAAAGGGCCGAUUUCUGGUCUUAGUCCGCACCUGUACAGUAGUGAAAGAAAAGAGAACCUGUUGCUGGCAGAGGGCAGAUUCCUUUCUUGCUAUCCCUCUAUUCCUCUUUCUGAGGAGGCAUAAAAGCACUCUUUGUGAGGGUCAAUGAUCUCAUGGUCCUCUCUCUCCACACUUUAUGUAUCUGUGAAAGGGGAGGCUUGUCUUAAAUAAAAGUUGCUAGUCAGAGUUUGAUUGCUGAGGGGGCUGAAGGGUUUUGAGGCUUUGGGGGGUUGGGGAGUUGCAAGGAGGCUCAAAACCUGCCAACUAUCCCAGUUGGUCAGAACAGAACACACAUGGAAAUGCCAGACACGCUAGUUCAGGAAUGCUAUAGAAGAAGACUAUAGGCCUAUCAUGGUAUACUGCAUGUGUUUACUUUCAGUUGUUUAAGAAUUUCCAUAGUUGGUGGAGUCCUGUUGGUUUCCAUAGUUGGUGUAGUCCUGUUGGUUUCCAUAGUUGGUGUAGUCCUGCUGGUUUCCAUAGUUGGUAUAGUCCUGCUGGUUUCCAUAGUUGGUAUAGUCCUGUUGGUUUCCAUAGUUGGUGUAGUCCUGUUGGUUUCCAUAGUUGGUGUAGUCCUGUUGGUUUCCAUAGUUGGUGUAGUCCUGUUGGUUUCCAUAGUUGGUGUAGUCCUGUUGGUUUCUAUAGUUGGUGUAGUCCUGUUGGUUUCCAUAGUUGGUGUAGUCCUGUUGGUUUCUAUAGUUGGUGUAGUCCUGUUGGUUUCCAUAGUUGGUGUAGUCCUGUUGGUUUCCAUAGUUGGUGUAGUCCUGUUGGUUUCCAUAGUUGGUGUAGUCCUGUUGGUUUCCAUAGUUGGUGAAGUCCUACAUCUGCUCACCUUGGUAAAAUGUGUUGAUACUGUAGAAGCAGAACAGUAUGUUUACACUGAGAUAACGUGAACAAAGAUGAAGUUGAAGAGCUCCUUGUGUCCACCAUUCUGCAGUCGUCUUUGGUCUUUCAACAGAAAUCUAAGAGUUUUUCCUCUCAUAUGCCGUCACCAACAGGGGAGUGUUGAAAAUGCUACUAUGAUAAUAAGGUAUUUUAAAGUGCAACCUCUUAGGGAAGAUAGGGUUUCUGUUGUUUCAUCCUCAGUCAAUACACAGUAAUAAAGUUGUCAUUGGCUGUUUUCCUUGCUGUGUGUGUUCAUGCAUUGUUGUUAGAGCACUACAGUAUUCCAUGACUCAUGCUUUCCAUUUGAUUUACAACAAAAUAGUUCUCAAACUCAAUAUUUUAGUAAAUUCAAGUUCAGAUACAUAACUUUCCUUGACACUAACAUGACCUAGAUGUUCUUCCCUACUACUGUUCACUAGGCACCGAGCAGCCAUGUCUAGGACUACAGGUCUAUAUGCACACUAAGCCAUCUUGGGUGGUUUUGCCACUGUUUUUGAUAACUGUGAAGUUGGGAGCUGUUGAGUGGGCGAUUAAGAGGCGAGUGUUCUUAAGUUUAAAAGGCAAAUGUUCCUCAUUAUGCCAGCAUGGGUUUUAAAGGUUCUCCAAAGGAGCUUGUCAGACUGAAAUCACAACAACACUGUGACUGCGUCGGCCCCUUAAUGCAACAUUCUGGGGGUUAUCUGUCUGUCUGCCUGUGGGCUAAAGCUUGCAUGUGAAUCUCUGUGUCGGUCGUCCUGAGAUGGAGAUAGUCAGAAGGAUGGGGGUGGCCCAGGAUAGGGGAAGACUAUUCUCACUCUGCUCACUAGGUCUCUGCAGGGCUGACAUGUAUGAGAGCUUUGAAGGUAAUAAGAGGUUGUAGUUGUAUGUUUCUCUCUCAUGAUGUGCUUACUAUAUUGCAGGCAUGACUGGUCCCUGGUACUAGGACUGGGAUGCGGUGAAUGGAACAAUUAGUGUGAUUAUGGAGAAGGACCGAGUUGUUUCUGCUGGAGAAUACAGAGUUGGUUGGCUGUGGGCCUGUGGCUAUCCCUCCCAGGUACAAAGCAUCGCUGCAUGUCCCUUUGCCCCUGACCUCUAAACACAAAUAUUUUAAUGGGAAUCACCCAUUGCCCGGCCCACAGUGUAAAAAUGACGUGGGUCCAAAUGCAAGUCUCAGCUUUUUUUGACAAAGGGUUCAUUUACAUGGAAAAUGCUCUCUCAUGCCGUCCCCCGUGCGAUCUGGUAUUGAACUAGCUGACUUGAAUCGCUCCCUGUUCUUUAGCGCUUUCAUGUAUGUGAAUGGAAGCGCUUGUUGUGUGUUGUGUGGGACCUCGCGCUUGUGUCACCUUUUGUUUGGAGUCACUCAUUGGAUGGGAUCUGACCAUGGGCUCUUCCCUAGAGGUGUUCGGCCCUCCAUUUCAACUGUUUACACUGAGUUGAAGUUGUUUUUGUCUCUCAUGCCGUGUUGGGAAUGGGCUCAGUAGAGGUAGGCAUGGUGCGAUGGAUGGAUGGUUAUCGGUCAAAUGACCUCUCUCACCUUUAGGGUCUGGCUCGCAGAGGUAUGGGGGCUUUGGGGUGUAAUCUGGCUCCAUAGGGCUUAGGCCCCCAACACACCAUGGAGCCGCUAUUGUUACUCAUCCUGAAAUGUGUAUCUGGAGGAGUGAGUGUGUAAAAUGUUUUGCUUUGUUCAUGUCGUGUGCGUGCGAAGUGUGCGUGUAUGCACAGACUGUGUGUGUGUGAACUCUGUUAGGCUUAUCUUUUUGACUGAGUGUUUGUUGUCUCUGUUGCUGCUCUCUGAGGAGUUGGAAUCGCUGAGCGAGAAGAGGAUAGGAGAGGAGCAAGUUUCUGUCUUCAUCUGUAUGCCUAGCCUGGUCGGUGCUGCAUGUGCCGGUCUCGCUCUAAACCCUGGCACUGGCCCCGGACGUUUCUCAGGCUCUCGCUCUGCCUUCCUCCUCCCUCUACACCUGUGUCUCUAUCUGUAGCAGCCCCUCAAUCCACGUCAGAGUUUUCAAACUCAACUCCAACUAUAAAUCUACAGGAGAAGUUGGACUGUGUUGUAACUGGGGCACUCGGGGAAUAAUAAAAUCAGACAUAUUUAAUGAUACGUUUGGUGAACAUUGUGCCUCUGUCUAUAACCGAUUUAGGUAUGAAGUACUAUGAUGCUUCUCCGACCUAGGCAAUAGUUAUUGUGAACCAAAUGUAAGUAACUUAUAGUUAGUAUGAACUCCAGUUCUGCACUUCAGCAAUAAUAGAGCCCUCAUUGCUCUGGUGUUCUUUAUGGAGAGAGUGACAUAAGCAGCUAAUCAUUCUUCCACAUGGUCAUCUGACUGACUGGACGAUAACAGAUUGUCUGGGUGUUGGAUCAGCUAUACACACUAGACAGACAGAUAUAGAAAGAUAGACAGACAGACAGCAGUCUAAUGGUUGUCAUGUGGCCAUAGCACAGCCCCAGUGAACCCAACCCAGUGUGUUGUCUCUGUCUCAGAGUUCCAGUGACAAAUUCCAACAGCUAUUUUCUGCAGAGUUCUACUGUCUGUCUGUCUGUCUGUCUGGGUAUUCUGUCUGAACAGAUGGGCAGCAAUGUUCUGUUAUAGUGUUAUCAGUCAGAUGUAUGGUGCUGACAGGUGAGGGACAUGGUCCCCACAUUGUGGCCAUGGGCAGGCUGGGACACCACUGACCCUGAUGGGAAGACAGUUGCAGGCCAGAGAUGUGCAGUGUCAUCGCCUGGAGCUCCUCUGUCCAUCUGAAUACUUAUAGGCACCAAAACAAGUGGUUGAAAUGAUUAUGUUACUCUUAUGUAUGGAACGUCUAUGGAGGUUAUUUGAUCUUGGGGAAUUGAGACCAAUGGAAUAUACUGUAGAUGGAGAGUGGAAUCCAAGAUGUUGCUGCUGUCAUCUACAGUAUACUGAACAAAAAUAUAAAUGCAACAUGUAAAGUGUUGGUCCCAUGUUUCAUGAGCUGAAAUAAAAGAUCACAGAAAUUUUCCAUAUGCACAGAAAGCUUAUUUCGCAAAAAAUGUCUGCGUAAAUGUGUUUACAUCCCUGUUAGUGAGUAUUUCUCCUUUGCCAAGAUAAUUACAUUUUAGUCAUUUAGCAGACACUUUAUCCAAUCUUUUUUUCUUUUUUUUUCUCAUACUGGUCUCCCGUGGGAAACGAACCCACAACCCUGCCGUUGCAAACGCCAUGCUCUACCAACUGAGCUACACGGGACUAAUCCGUCCUGACAGGUGUGGCAUAUCAAGAAACUGAUUAAACAGCAUGAUCAUUACACAGGUGCACCUUGUGCUGGGCACAAUAAAUGGCCACUGUAAAAUGUGCAGUUUUGUCAAACAACACAAUGCCACAGAUGUCUCAAGUUUUGAGGGAGCGUGCAAUUGGCAUGCUGACUGCAGGAAUGUCCACUAGAGCUGUUGCCAGAGAAUUGAUUGUUCAUUUCUCUACCAUAAGCCACCUCCAAUUACAUUUGAGAGAAUUUGGCAGUACGUCCAACCGGCCUCACAACCGCAGACCACAUGUAACCACGCCAGCCCAGGACCUCCACAUCCGGCUUCUUCACUUGCGGGAUCGUCUGAGACCAGUCACCCGGACAGCUGAUGAAACUGUGGGUUUGCACAACCGAAGAAUUUCUGCACAAACUGUCAGAAACCAUCUCAGGGAAGCUCAUCGGCAUGCUUGUCUUCCUCACCAGGGUCUUGACCUGACUGCAGUUCGGAGUCGUAGCCGACGUCAGUGGGAAAAUGCUCACCUUCAAUGGCCACUGGCAUGCUGGAGAAGUGUGCUCUUCACAGAUGAAUCCCGGUUUCAACUGUACCAGGCAGAUGGCAGACAGUGCGGAUGGCGUUGUGUGGGCGAGCGGUUUGCUAAUGUCAACAUUGUGAACAGAGUGCCCCAUGGUGGCGGUGGGGUUAUGGUAUGGGCAGGCGUAAGCUAUGGACAACGAACACAAUUGCAUUUUAUCGAUAGAAAUUUGAAUGCACAGAGAUAUCGUGACAAGAUCCUGAGGCCCAUUGUCGUGCCAUUCAUCCGCCACCAUCACCUCAUGUUUCAGCAUGAUAAUGCACAGCCCCAUGUCGCAAGAAUCUGUACACAAUUCCUGGAAGCUGAAAAUGUCCCAGUUCUUCCAUGGCCUGCAUACUCACCAGACAUGUCACCCAUUGAGCAUGUUUGGGAUGCUCUGGAUCGACGUGUUCGACAGCGUGUUCCAGUUCCCGCCAAUAUCCAGCAACUUCGCACAGCCGUUGAAGAGGAAUGGGACAACAUUCCACAGGCCACAUUAACAGCCUGAUCAACUCUAUGUGAAGAAGAUGUGUUGCGCUGCAUGAGGCAAAUGGUGGUCACACCAGAUACUGACUGGUUUUCUGAUUCACGCCCCAAACUUUUUUUAAAGGUAUCUGUGACCAACAGAUGCAUAUCUGUAUUCCCAGUCAUGUGAAAUCCAUAGAUUAGGGCCUAAUUUAUUUAUUUCAAUUGACUGAUUUCCUUAUAUAGCUCAGUUGGUAGAGCAUGGCGCUUGCAAUGGCAGGGUUGUGGGUUCGUUUCCCACGGGGGGCCAGUAUGAAAAUGUAUGCACUCACUAACUGUGAAGUCGCUCUGGAUAAGAGCGUCUGCUAAAUGACAAACAUUUUUAAAUGUAACUCAGUCAAAAGUUUUACAGUUCAGACACAGGGGGACAAUGUAAUUCCCAUCAUUUUAAGACCACUCAUGUCCUCAUUAAAAGCUGAAAGGAAAGUACAUGCCAAGUGCUUUGGGGUAAUUGAUUCAGUGUCGUGGUUUUAUGACAGUUUGGUUUUCUGCAGCCCAUCUUUACUGUACAUCUCAGAGGGGCACUCACUCUCCCCAAAGAACAAAGCAGACAGACAUGAACCGACCAUCAUCUCUUCUCUCUCUCCUCAACACGAGAGAAACAAGGAAUCUGGCAGCUUUCACUGGUCUUAUCGCGUGAGGUAGAGAUGGUUACAUUGAAGGACAACCUAGCUGUUGCAUCAUUGUUGUUGAACUCCAGAGCAGAGGGAUGGGAUUCCCUGUUGAGAAAGUCUGGUUCCUGAACUUUAACCCUUAACCCCUUGGCCACCCUACAGCUUUUAACAUGGAUCUGGACAGUAACACUGACACCACUGUGGGCAGACUGUGUGUGUGACAGCUGCUAUCAUUCUUUAUAAUGGUCAAGAGUCAUGCAGCCAUGUUUAAAAGCUUUCGUUCUACAGCAACAAUUAGUUCCCUCUUUUCUCUGUCUAGCCAGCAGCCACAGAAUUACUCUUAAUUGUAGGUCUGUGUGGGUCUAGAGGAUGUUGUACUGUCUGUUAAACGACCAUAACAACGUGACCCUUGAUUGACCCAGGCAUGAUCUAUGCUUGCUGUAAGGUACACUACAGCUACACAAUGCUGCGGACAACACUGUCUCCGUAAUUGGCACCCAAGUGACAGAGCUCUUUCUCUCCCAGUGGGUUAUUGUAAAAGAAUGUUAAUUAGCUCAACAAUGAAAUCAGUGUUCCCUAUUGUUGGGCUUUUGGCAUUGAUACUUCUGAACGAGAGUGAAAAUAGGUCAUAGUGCAUCAGAGUAUUAAAUAAAUGGACUUUAUUCCAGCUGAAGAGGAGGACAACGUCAUGUUUGUUGACAUCAUGCUUGAAUGAUGUCAACAAACAUUUGUUGUAAAAAAUAUAUAUAAAAAAUUAAGCACGUUGGUAUCAAUCAUUGAAGUGAUGUACUAUUGCUUUAAUGUUUCUUGGAUUGUAAACAAAAAACGAAAAAAAAAAAAAAAAAAAAAAAAAAAAAAAAUAUAUAUAUAUAUAGUGAGGGAAAAAAGUAUUUGAUCCCCUGCUGAUUUUGUACGUUUGCCCACUGACAAAGAAAUGAUCAGUCUAUAAUUUUAAUGGUAGGUUUAUUUGAACAGUGAGAGACAGAAUAACAACGAAAAAAUCCAGAAAAACACAUGUCAAAAAUGUUAUAAAUUGAUUUGCAUUUUAAUGAGGGAAAUAAGUAUUUGACUCCCUCUCAAUCAGAAAGAUUUCUGGCUCCCAGGUGUCUUUUAUACAGGUAACGAGCUGAGAUUAGGAGCACACUCUUAAAGGGAGUGCUCCUAAUCUCAGUUUGAUACCUAUAUAAAAGACACCUGUCCACAGACGCAAUCAAUCAAUCAGAUUCCAAACUCUCCACCAUGGCCAAGACCAAAGAGCUCUCCAAGGAUGUCAGGAACAAGAUUGUAGACCUACACAAGGCUGGAAUGGGCUACAAGACCAUCGCCAAGCAGUUUGGUGAGAAGGUGACAACAGUUGGUGCGAUUAUUCGCAAAUGGAAGAAACACAAAAGAACUGUCAAUCUCCCCCGGCCUGGGGCUCCAUGCAAGAUUUCACCUCGUGGAGUUGCAAUGAUCAUGAGAACGGUGAGGAAUCAGCCCAGAACUACACGGGAGGAUUUUGUCAAUGAUCUCAAGGCAGCUGGGACCAUAGUCACCAAGAAAACAAUUGGUAACACACUACGCCGUGAAGGACUGAAAUCCUGCAGUGCCCGCAAGGUCCCCCUGCUCAAGAAAGCACAUAUACAGGCCCGUCUGAAGUUUGCCAAUGAACAUCUGAAUGAUUCAGAGGAGAACUGGAUGAAAGUGUUGUGGUCAGAUGAGACCAAAAUCGAGCUCUUUGGCAUCAACUCAACUCACCGUGUUUGGAGGAGGAGGAAUGCUGCCUAUGACCCCAAGAACACCAUCCCCACCGUCAAACAUGGAGGUGGAAACAUUAUGCUUUGGGGGUGUUUUUCUGCUAAGGGGACAGGAAAACUUCACCGCAUCAAAAGGACGAUGGACGGGGCAAUGUACAGUCAAAUCUUGGGUGAGAACCUCCUUCCCUCAGCCAGGGCAUUGAAAAUGAGUCGUGGAUGGGUAUUCCAGCAUGACAAUGACCCAAAACACACGGCCAAGGCAACAAAGGAGUGGCUCAAGAAGAAGCACAUUAAGGUCCUGGAGUGGCCUAGCCAGUCUCCAGACCUUAAUCCCAUAGAAAAUCUGUGGAGGGAGCUGAAGGUUCGAGUUGCCAAACAUCAGCCUCGAAACCUUAAUAACUUGGAGAAGAUCUGCAAAGAGGAGUGGGACAAAAUCCCUCCUGAGAUGUGUGCAAACCUGGUGGCCAACUACAAGAAACGUCUGACCUCUGUGAUUGCCAACAAGGGUUUUGCCACCAAGUACUAAGUCAUGUUUUGCAGAGGGGUCAAAUACUUAUUUCCCUCAUUAAAAUGCAAAUCAAUUUAUUACAUUUUUGACAUGCGUUUUUCUGGAUUUUUUUGUUGGUAUUCUGUCUCUCACUGUUCAAAUAAACCUACCAUUAAAAUUAUAGACUGAUCAUGUCUUUGUCAGUGGGCAAACGUACAAAAUCAGCAGGGGAUCAAAUACUUUUUUCCCUCACUGUAUAUAUAUAUAUAUAUAUAUAUAUAUACACAGUGGGGAGAACAAGUACACUGCCGAUUUUGCAGGUUUUCCUACUUACAAAGCAUGUAGAGGUCUGUAAUUUUUUAUCAUAGGUACACUUCAACUGUGAGAGACGGAAUCUAAAACAAAAAUCCAGAAAAUCACAUUGUAUGAUUUUUAAUUAAUUAAUUUGCUUUUUAUUGCAUGACAUAAUAUUUGAUCACCUACCAACCAGUAAGAAUUCCGGCUCUCACAGACCUGUUAGUUUUUCUUUAAGAAGCCCUCCUGUUCUCCACUCAUUACCUGUAUUAACUGCACCUGUUUGAACUCGUUACCUGUAUAAAAGACACCUGUCCACACACGCAAUCAAACAGACUCCAACCUCUCCACAAUGGCCAAGACCAGAGAGCUGUGUAAGGACAUCAGGGAUACAAUUGUAGAUCUGCACAAGGCUGGGAUGGGCUACAGGACAAUAGGCAAGCAGCUUGGUGAGAAGGCAACAACUGUUGGCGCAAUUAUUAGAAAAUGGAAGAAGUUCAAGAUGACGGUCAAUCACCCUCGGUCUGGGGACUCCAUGCAAGAUCUCACCUCGUGGGGCAUCAAUGAUCAUGAGGAAGGUGAGGGAUCAGCCCAGAACAACACGGCAGGACCUGGUCAAUGACCUGAAGAGAGCUGGGACCACAGUCUCAAAGAAAACCAUUAGUAAAACACUACGUCGUCAUGGAUUAAAAUCCUGCAGUGCAUGCAAGGUCCCCCUGCUUAUGCCAGCGCAUGUCCAGGCCCGUCUGAAAUUUGCCAAUGACCAUCUGGAUGAUCCAGAGGAGGAAUGGGAGAAGGUUGUGUGGUCUGAUGAGACAAAAAUAGAGCUUUUUGGUCUAAACUCCACUCGCCGUGUUUGGAGGAAGAAGAGGGAUGAGUACAACCCCAAGAACACCAUCCCAACCGUGAAGCAUGGAGGUGGAAACAUCAUUCUUUGGGGAUGCUUUUCUGCAAAGGGGACAGGACGACUGCACCAUAUUGAGGGGAGGAUGGAUGGGGCCAUGUAUCGCGAGAUCUUGGCCAACAACCUCCUUCCCUCAGUAAGAGCAUUGAAGAUGGGUCGUGGCUGGGUCUUCCAGCAUGACAACGACCCGAAACACACAGCCAGGGCAACUAAGGAGUGGCUCCGUAAGAAGCAUCUCAAGGUCCUGGAGUGGCCUAGCCAGUCUCCAGACCUGAACCCAAUAGAAAAACUUUGGAGGGAGCUGAAAGUCCGUAUUGCCCAGCGACAGCCCCGAAACCUGAAGGAUCUGGAGAAGGUCUGUAUGGAGGAGUGGUCCAAAAUCCCUGCUGCAGUGUGUGCAAACCUGGUCAAGACCUACAGGAAACGUAUGAUCUCUGUAAUUGCAAAGAAAGGUUUCUGUACCAAAUAUUAAGUUCUGCUUCUCUGAUGUAUCAAAUACUUUUUUCAUGCAAUAAAAUGCAAAUUAAUUACUUAAAGAUUAUACAAUGUGAUUUUCUGGAUUUUUGUUUUAGAUUCCAUCUCUCACAGUUGAAGUGUACCUAUGAUAAAAAUUACAGCCCUCUACAUGCUUUGUAAGUAGGAAAACCUGCAAAAUCGGCAGUGUAUCAAAUACUUGUUCUCCCCACUGUGUGUAUAUAUAUAUAUAUAUAUAUAUAUAUAUAUAUAUAUAUAUAUAUAUGGGUACCGUAAUUGUUUUGUGGUUAUUGUUCUCAAACGCCCUGUCUGCGAUUGUGUUUGUGUGAGUGGGUAAUAAACGUCUUAUUAGAAGAAUACAUAAACAUUAUUUACAUUUCACUGUAGUUAUUGAAGCUGCAAUAUGUAACUUUUUGGGCGACCCAACCUAAUUCACAUAGACAUUUUAGUUAUAGAUCUGUCAUUCUCAUUGAAAGCAAGUCUAAGAAGCGGUAGAGCUGUUCUAUGUGCACUAUUUCUAUGCUUCCCAUUCGUACGUUUUUUUUUUUUUUACUUUCGGUUUUGUCCACAGCUUCAAACAGCUGAAAAGACAAUAUUUUUGAUAAUGGAAAAUAUAUUUCACAGUGCUUUAGAUGGUACAAUAUGUGGUCCUCUGUACCUCAAUUGGUAGAGCAUGGUGCUUGUAAUGCCAGGGUAGUGGGUUCGAUCCCGGGACCACCCCAUACGUAAAAAUGUAUGCACACAUGACUGUAAGUCGCUUUGGAUAAAAGCGUCUGCUAAAUGGCAUAUUAUUAUUAUUAUUAUUACAAUGAUUCUUUACACUAUACUUGCUUGUUUUGUCACAUAAACUGAAAUUAGGCGAACUAGUAGAAUUUUAGCAACCAGGAAAUGGUGGAGUUAUUUCUGCAUAGUUAACCUUAAGUCAUGAAACAUUAUUGUGAUUAUAACCCCCACCGUUUACUGCUCUGUAUAGGCAUUGUACCAGAAAAUGCUUUUGAUUUCGCAGCUAUGUGUACUCUUGUGCCAACAAAAACACUGUCUUUAUAGAUGGCACGCGUUGCAGAAAUAUGUUAUGUGUUGGGCUGUAUUGCUAGUAUGAGUUACUACAGUAGUGCUUGAUUAAGUUUUAUAAACAUCUGGUAGAAGUGGUUUAAUAAAUGUUUGAUAAAUAUCUAUUUUAUACUUUUUUCAUUGAGAGAUAAAUUCCCCUAUGUUUGGGUCUGUCAGAAAUGUCUUUCAGUCCUGUGAGUGAGUCGAGCCAGGGUCAGCCCAAACUAUUCUUCUCACGGUGUAAGUAGCAGCUCAUCGGCCAGUGAGAGAGGGGGGGGGGGGGGGGGGGGGGAUUUGACCGUAAGACGAUUUCGGAAAGGAUGUGAGUAGCUUUAAAGGCCAUAUUUCCUCCUCCUCCUCAACUUACUGUACUCCACUUCCACACUAUUCACUUCUCACUCAGACUUCACUACAUAGAAACAUCAGAACCUCUAGUCUACCCUUUCUUCUUUUCCUCAAUGUGGGAUUGUCCGCUCUGCUCUGCACUGCAGUGAGAAAUCUGUCUGUUGGCGUUCUGGAGCUCUCUUUCGCUCUAAUUCCUGGAAAAAGGAGCCUUCGCCACGGCCCAGCAACCUCAGCUGCUGUGGGGAUGGGCAAUGGGCACCGGCUGAUGGGCUUGGUGCUAAUGCGGGAGCCUGGCGCUGGCACAGGGCGGGGCCUCACGGCGGCAGGAGCUGUGUGCCGUUGUGCCAGGCUGUCACCCUCCAUCUCGUGUGCCCGCCGCGCCGGGGGCAUCACUUGAAUGAAUGGAGUUUUCCUUUUCUUUUUCUCUCCCUCUUUUAAACCUUCUCUACGUCCUCUUUCUGUCUUGUUGGUUUUAUAGAGAGCUGCUGGGGGCUCAGACUACAAAGGGACACUCACUAUGACAGGGUUACCCAGAGGUAAAGAGAGUACAUGAAGUAACCCCCUCAUCGGGAAACUAAAGUAAGUUGAUAGGAAAUGAUGUGUGUUGUGCAGUAUAUUGUCUAUGGCCAUGGCUGCCUUGCAGACACUUUACAAAAGUACACUUUAUUUGGAUGCAGUCUCAGUAACCUCAGUGCAGGAAAACAGCAUGAUCGCAAUUUAGUAUUGACGGUUAACUGGUAAUUCUGGCAGCUGCAUGGAUCACAGUCUUCUACAGUCUUCCUCUCUCUUCCCAGCACCAGCUACUGAUAGGACGGUUUGUACGACCAUAGAGAUCUGUCUUUCCUCAGCUGUGAGGCAGCAGAAAUAUUACAAGCCCUCUUUCUGUUAAGAGUCGUACAUCUCAGCACAUGUGGCUAUACAUCAGCGCAGAUCCGGACAGCCUGAUGCAUGGUGUACUUUUCACCAUAGCCAAACCUAAUCCAUCCAGAUACAUUGUUGAUCUUGGACCAACACAUUGCAGCAUGUCAGGCAUGCUCUCUUUUCUCUCUCUGUUUUUGAAUGCUUUUUGAUAAUGUAGUAGUAUUCUCUUUCGUAGUAUGACGUUCUCAUUGACAGAGAUGGAUAACGUCCGUUGUUCCAAGAGUUGGGUAGGGUGGGGUUGGAGUGUGUAAGACCCUCUGCAGCUCUUAUGGGCUGACAGGAGCUUGCCUGAGCGGAAAGUGGAAGCCCCCCACCCCAGUCCAAUAGCCCUGACCCUGGCUCCUCUUCCCUGGUGCUGUUGUGCUUCAACAGCAUAGUGUCCCAGGAAGGAAACUACCCUGUGCACAGACAACAUAAACACACGUAGUUAAGCCCUCUCCCUUCCUUCACCUCCACAAGUUGGCGUGCAUUCCCAUCUUCCUCUCUCUCUUACCCCCCCCCCCUCUCUCGCUCUCACACUCUCUGUCUUUCUCUCUCUCUCUCUCCCUCUCUUUCUCUGUCUGUCUCUCGUUCUGUCUGUCUGUCUUUCUCUCUCCCUCUUUCUCUCUGUGUCUCUCUCGCUCUCUCUGUCUCUCUUUCUUUCUUUCUUUCUUUCCCUUCAGUUCCUCUUAUCCUCUUUCUUUUCCCAUCCCUGUCAUAACGGUAAAGGAAUCCAUCUCUCAUCUCUCACUGACUGAGCUCUGCUGUGCUACACGUGCAGUUCAUCUGAGGUCCAUCUAACAGAGGGAAGGAUUGGAAGUGAUGCCAAUGGCCUACAUGUAGCCAGAGAAUAUUGCUACUUUCCGUACCCUUUUUACCUUUUAAGGUUGUUAAGUGCUUUCUCCUUUGGCCUGAAUAUAACUGUGUUCGCCUGAAAGUCUGAAUCUAGUAUCUGUUGCAUUUCAGCUGUACUGUUCUGUUCAACUUGUCCUCCCACAGUGACCCUUUAAUUUGCUGUGAUAUACGGGCGGUGGUUGAAAUGAAGUGGUUUAAAUUCAUGUUCCAAUGUGGAGUACACACUGUGGCAAGCCGCUGGUGAAUGAAGAGGCAGCAGUGGGAAUAGUGUGUCGUUAAUAAUAGCCUUAUUAGAUGGUUUUCUGUGUUUGUAUAAGUUGAAUUUGAGGCACAGGAGUGCAGCUUGUCUGACCUUCAGACUCUUAACCUAAAACCUCUGUUACUGACCCUGUGUCAUUGUUACAACUGUUCUUCAGAACCUUGGAAUGACACAGUAAUUUAUGGAAGGUUGUCUUGAAAGUCCAGUAUGUGGGGGUUAGGUCUUUGGAAUGUGGCUAAGCUGAGGCCUUUCUCUUUAGCUUUAGACGUUCCAUACUGCGGUAGGAAAUGCCUGUAGAUGGAACAUAAAAAGGUGGAUGUCUGGAAUGAGGGUUUCUUGUCUUCUACAAUAAUGGAUUGUUCUACUAUUUACACUCAAGUCUAAGUCCGUUCUUAUUACCAUAUUACCUUUAACCUGAUUAUGCUACUCUGUUAAAUGACGUUCUAUUUCCUGACAGGGGAAGGAUCGGAAAGGCCAGUUGUCAAUCUUCAGAACAUCAGGAGUAUGGUAGAAGAGCUGGAUUCCCUCAGAGACAGAAUGGGCAUCCACCACACAGGCUACGAGAUAGGCCACACGACAGAACACCACAUAGACCACCACUCCACCACCUCCAACUCCUCAGACCCCAAUCACAGAGCCUCGUCCAGGCAGAAGAGGUUCCUCUCAUACCCCCGCUAUGUGGAACUGAUGCUGACUGCUGACGUCAAGAUGGUGCACCACCACGGACGCAACCUCGAGCACUACAUCCUAACAAUCAUGUCAGUAGUAAGUAAAAUAUUGUUUUUAAAAAAGUAUAAAGAAAAAUACAUUGUUGAAUCUAGAUUUGUUCUGUGGUGUAACUUACUAUGGUUUCAGGAAGUUUGACUUUUCCGUGAUACAAAGUCGUUCACUUCUAUAUAAGUUAAAGUGGUUAAUAAUAUUGGUAUCUGGUUGGUAGUUUGGUUGACUUUCUACUGUACCCUAUUUCCAGGAUGCAUCUCCUUUGUGUGAAAAAUAGUUCAUGGGAAAACAUCUAUCUACAUGGGUGAAAACUAAAAAUGGGCAAAACCCAAACAGACCAUUACAGUGUAAUAGAAUAUCUAUUCAACAAAUUGGGAGACACAACAGUGAUUAUUGUAGGUGACACAACACCCUGUAAGCCUUGACCUGAUGAAUCCUGCCAAACGAUGCAACUGGGAUUUUUGUUUAGCUGUUGGAUCCCUAAAAAUGCAAGACAGAAAUGCUUAUAGCCAGUUUUCUAUUCCCAAUGUUACCCUGAUAGCAAGCUGUCCUGCAAAGUCAGAGAUGUGACUCAUAAGGGGGUUCACUGGGCUGACUCAGGUCUUUGUGAUCUUAUUGGCUUUUAGUUUGGUUAAUGUUACCAUAUGCUGGUGUUACCUCAACCAAACUACAACACUGUAAAAUACUGUACCUAUUUGGAAACAUAUGGGCCUCUGCUUUAGCCCUUUAAAGACAAUAGGAAGGACCUUUUGACGGUACACACACUCAUUUUCACACAUACACACACACGUGUACACAGCUGUCGAAGAAAAACCUGUCAGGGCCUCUCAAUCUAAAAGACCUACCAAGCUCCGGCCAAACCAACAGAAACCAGACCCUGUAUUUCAAACAAGAAUAAGGAAAUCAGCCAAGACUGAUCCGUCAUCGUCAUGGUGACAGCACGUUGUGCCUGUUAGUGGAGCAGGGGGCUAAUGGGUGGGCUGCUAGCCCUCUGAUAUGAUGUCAUAGUGUUUACACUGACCACAGACACAUUCCUCCAGUGUAUCAGAGCCUUGAUUGUCUGUCCAUCUAUUUACCAGGGUGACGCGGUAGUUUAGGCUACAGCACACUGCCUGCCUGCCUGCCUGCCUGUCUGCCUGCCUGCCUGUCUGUCUGCCUGUCUGCCUGCCUGUCUGCCUGCCUGCCUGCCUGCCUGCCUGCCUGCCUGCCUGCCUGCCUGCCUGCCUGUCUGCCUGCCUGUCUGCCUGCCUGUCUGCCUGCCUGCCUGCCUGCCUGCCUGCCUGCCUGCCUGCCUGCCUGCCUGCCUGCCUGCCUGCCUGCCUGCCUGCCUGCCUGCCUGCCUGCCUGUCUGUCUGCUUGCCUGCUGCCUGCCAGCCUGCCUGCCUGCCUGCCUGCCUGCCUGCCUGCCUGUCUGUCUGCCUGCCUGUCUGUCUGUUUACCAGAGGAGGAAUCUGCUUCACGCAGCCCCCCCAUGCUCUGACCAGCUAAAUGUUUAUAGAGGGCUAAUGAGUUCCUGUCAGAGCUCUGUUAGGAUAGCCCCAGGAGAAUAGUGACCCACACUGACAGGGCUGAACCAAAAGAAAGACACAAAAAAACUGUUUUGUCCAAGGAGUGGUGGGAUACACACAAGCCAAGCCCCCCCCUCCCCCACCACCAGAGGGUCCUUAGAGGAAUUGUAAUUGUGUGUAAUACACUGUUGAUUAAACUUACCCUGAAGGAAUAACGAUAUGCAUUCCUUCCUUCCUUUCUUCAACUUUUUAUGUUAUUUUAGUCAAGCCUUCGGAACGUGGUCUCUAGACCUACUCUCAUUCAAAGUAAUACUUGUAUUUGCAUUCGUUCAAAUGUACCUACUGUCUGUUUUUGUACCAUUAGUAGCAGGGGUUGGGAUCGAAAUAUUUAUAUUUUUUGUUCUGUUCCACUGUUCCGACCAGCAAAAUGAAGUUCUGAACCGGUUCGAACCCCCCAAAAUACUGCUUUAUAUCGCUCCUUUCUGUACCUUUUUAAACCUCUUCACCAAUCAGUGCGGAUAGAGCAGCUUGCUAUGGUAAUAAAGAGCAAAUUGUAUUUUGCCGUAACAGCAUGGUUUAAUCAUAAUGAAAGACAAACACACACACUGUGCUGCCAGUCAUUAUGGGCAGGCCCGUGUAGGGCAUGAGAUGCGAUUGAAAUUUUGCGGGUGGGGAUAGAGCGAGAGAGGGGGGAGGAAGUUUGGCUUGAAGUGCUGGGCAUCUUGUUAUGACAUGCAUUAUCUGAAUUAGGCCCACAUAAUUAUACCUAUGGAGGAGCGGCUUCUAUGGAGGAACUUUGAAUGUCUUUGAAUUUCCGAGAGUUGGUUAACGUUGGACCAGAGCAAACGUUAGUUAGCUAGUUAGCUAACAAGCUUGUGUGUGCAGAGCAGCGCUAGAAUUAAAAACACAUCUUACCUUUUUGUAGUUAAUAAAUCCAAUGUGAUAACUAUAGUAUCCAGCAUUGUAAAAGUUAAUCCAUUCUUCUCUAAUUAAACAUCUCUCUCCCUAAUUUCUGAAUUACGCUUGUAACGUCAUCAGUAGGCUACAGUAACAGUAAGGGGGAGAGGCAGGUAGCCUACACACACACUGGCAAAGAUUUCCAGCUGACAGGCAGACGCUGGAAUAAGUUUCUGAGUGACAAAGUGAGGGCUUUGUAUAAGCACUUUGUUGUGAUUUUUGUGGUACUGGAAAGAAAUGCCCGGAACGUAAAAUAACGUUAUUAACCGGUUCCCAUGCUUUUAAAAUAACGGUUCUGUUCCGGAACAGUAUAGAUCACUUUCGUUUCCGGUUCUGAUUCUGUUCCUCAAAUAAUUGUGUUAUUUUCUAGUUUUCGGUUCUGUUUCCCUGAACCGGUUCCAACCAAAGUGUAGGUUUGCAUUUCUUGUCUGUGUGUUCAUCUUGUUACAGGUUGCUGCGGUCUACAGGGACCCUAGUGUAGGAAACCUCAUCAACAUCAUGAUUGUCAAGCUGGUUGUCAUCCACAAUGAACAGGUAAGAACAGGCACUGGGGCUGCAGUGAGUGAGUACUCUUAGACAGCUGGCGUCAGCCACACGUGUACCUUGUCUCUCUCUGUAGCCCUUCAGAAGGACACUGCACUCCUUGUCAGAGGAAAGGCUCAAGAGAAAUCUCCUGAGAGAGAAAUACACUGCUCAAAAAAAUAAAAGGGAACACUUAAACAACACAAUGUGACUCCAAGUCAAUCACACUUCUGUGAAAUCAAACUGUCCACUUAGGAAGCAACACUGAUUGACAAUAAAUUUCACAUGCUGUUGUGCAAAUGCAAUAGACAACAGGUGGAAAUUAUAGGCAAUUAGCAAGACACCCCCAAUAAAGAAGUGGUUCUGCAGGUGGUGACCACAGACCACUUCUCAGUUCCUAUGCUUCCUGGCUGAUGUUUUGGUCACUUUUGAAUGCUGGCGGUGCUUUCACUCUAGUGGUAGCAUGAGACGGAGUCUACAACCCACACAAGUGGCUCAGGUAGUGCAGCUCAUCCAGGAUGGCACAUCAAUGCGAGCUGUCGCAAGAAGGUUUGCUGUGUCUGUCAGCGUAGUGUCCAGAGCAUGGAGGCGCUACCAGGAGACAGGCCAGUACAUCACGAGACGUGGAGGAGGCCGUAGGAGGGCAACAACCCAGCAGCAGGACCGCUACCUCCGCCUUUGUGCAAGGAGGAGCAGGAGGAGCACUGCCAGAGCCCUGCAAAAUGACCUCCAGUAGGCCACAAAUGUGCAUGUGUCUGCUCAAAUGGUCAGAAACAGACUCCAUGAGGGUGGUAUGAGGGCCCGACGUCCACAGGUGGGGGUUGUGCUUACAGCCCAACACCGUGCAGGACGUUUGGCAUUUGCCAGAGAACACCAAGAUUGGCAAAUUCGCCACUGGCGCCCUGUGCUCUUCACAGAUGAAAGCAGAUUCACACUGAGCACAUGUGACAGACGUGACAGAGUCUGGAGACGCCGUGGAGAACGUUCUGCUGCCUGCAACAUCCUCCAGCAUGACCGGUUUGGCGGUGGGUCAGUCAUGGUGUGGGGUGGCAUUUCUUUGGGGGGCCGCACAGCCCUCCAUGUGCUCGCCAGAGGUAGCCUGACUGUCAUUAGGUACCGAGAUGAGAUCCUCAGACCCCUUGUGAGACCAUAUGCAGGUGCGGUUGGCCCUGGGUUCCUCCUAAUGCAAGACAAUGCUAGACCUCAUGUGGCUGGAGUGUGUCAGCAGUUCCUGCAAGAGGAAGGCAUUGUUGCUAUGGACUGGCCCGCCCGUUCCCCAGACCUGAAUCCAAUUGAGCACAUCUGGGACAUCAUGUCUCGCUCCAUCCACCAACGCCACGUUGCACCACAGACUGUCCAGGAGUUGGCGGAUGCUUUAGUCCAGGUCUGGGAGGAGAUACCUCAGGAGACCAUCCGCCACCUCAUCAGGAGCAUGCCCAGGCGUUGUAGGGAGGUCAUACAGGCACGUGGAGGCCACACACACUACUGAGCCUCAUUUUGACUUGUUUUAAGGACAUUACAUCAAAGUUGGAUCAGCCUGUAGUGUGGUUUUCCACUUUAAUUUUGAGGGUGACUCCAAAUCCAGACCUCCAUGGGUUGAUACAUUUGAUUUCCAUUGAUAAUUUUUGUGUUAUUUUGUUGUCAGCACAUUCAACUAUGUAAAGAAAAAAGUAUUUAAUAAGAUUAUUUCAUUCAUUCAGAUCUAGGAUGUGUUGUUUAAGUGUUCCCUUUAUUUUUUUGAGCAGUGUAUAUUACUGUGAUGAGUACUACCACAGCUGUGAUUUGACUAGUCUAGGACUGAGGGCAUACAGCACAUGGGCUUGUAAUGGCAGAUAGCUAAAUGUUUAUUGUGACACACAUACAUGGUUACAUUUUUUUAAACAUCUUUUAGCUAGGAAGACCUGUUCAAAUUCUCACACUGUCUCUACAGUGAGGGAAAAAAGUAUUUGAUCCCCUGCUGAUUUUGUACGUUUGCCCACUGACAAGGAAAUUAACAGUCUAUAAUUUUAAUGGUAGGUUUAUUUGAACAGUGAGAGACAGAAUAACAACAAAAACAUCCAGAAAAACGCAUGUCAAAAAUGUUAUAAAUUGAUUUGCAUUUUAAUGAGGGAAAUAAGUAUUUGACCCCCUCUCAAUCAGAACGAUUUCUGGCUCCCAGGUAUCUUUUAUAGAGGUAACGAGCUGAGAUUAGGAGCACACUUUUAAAGGGAGUGCUCCUAAUCUCAGCUUGUUACCUGUAUAAAAAAGACACCUGUCCACAGAAGCAAUCAAUCAAUCAGAUUCCGAUCUCUCCACCAUGGCCAAGACUAAAGAGCUCUCCAAGGAUGUCAUGGACAAGAUUGUAGACCUACACAAGGCUGGAAUGGGCUACAAGACCAUCGCCAAGCAGCUUGGUGAGAAGGUGACAACAGUUGGUGCGAUUAUUCGCAAAUGGAAGAAACACAAAAUAACUGUCAAUCUCCCUCGGCCUGGGGCUCCAUGCAAGAUCUCACCUUGUGGAGUUGCAAUGAUCAUGAGAACAGUGAGGAAUCAGCCCAGAACUACACGGGAGGAUCUUGUCAAUGAUCUCAAGGCAGCUGGGACCAUAGUCACCAAGAAAACAAUUGGUAACACACUACGCCAUGAAGGACUGAAAUUCUGCAGCGCCCGCAAGGUCCCCCUGCUCAAGAAAGCACAUAUACAAGCCCUUCUGAAGUUUGCCAAUGAACAGCUGAAUGAUUCAGAGGAGAACUGGAUGAAAGUGUGGUGGUCAGAUGAGACCAAAAUCGAGCUAUUUGGCAUCAACUCAACUCGCCGUGUUUGGAGGAGGAGGAAUGCUGCCUAUGACCCCAAGAACACCAUCCCCACCGUCAAACAUGGAGGUGGAAACAUUAUGCUUUGGGGGUGUUUUUCUGCUAAGGGGACAGGACAACUUCACAGCAUCAAAGGGACGAUGGACGGGGCCAUGUGUCGUCAAAUCUUGCGUGAGAACCUCCUUCCCUCAGCCAGGGCAUUGAAAAUGGGUCGUGGAUGGGUAUUCCAGCAGGACAAUGACCCAAAACACAUGGCCAAGGCAACAAAGGAGUGGCCCAAGAAGAAGCACAUUAAGGUCCUGGAGUGGCCUAGCCAGUCUCCAGUCCUUAAUCCCAUAGAAAAUCUGUGGAGGGAGCUGAAGGUUCGAGUUGCCAAACGUCAGCCUCGAAACCUUAAUGACUCGGAGAAGAUCUGCAAAGAGGAGUGGGACAAAAUCCCUCCUGAGAUGUGUGCAAACCUGGUGGCCAACAAGGGUUUUGCCACCAAGUACAAAGUCAUAUUUUGUAGAGGAGUCAAAUACUUAUUUCCCUCAUUAAAAUGCAAAUCAAUUUAUAACAUUUUUGACAUGCAUUUUUCAGGAUUUUUAUGUUUUUAUUCUGUCUCUCACUGUUCAAAUAAACCUACCAUUAAAAUUAUAGACUGAUCAUGUCUUUGUCAGUGGGCAAACGUACAAAAUCAGCAGGGGAUCAAAUAUCUUUUUCCCCUCACUGUAUGUCAUGUCUCACAGGAUGGACCCUCAAUAAAUUUCAAUGCUGCUACUACCCUCCACAACUUCUGUGUCUGGCAACAGACUCAAAACGUCCAGGACGACAGUCACCCUUCCCACCAUGACACUGCACUCCUGAUCACAAGGUACAGGAUUUACUGACCUUUCACCUUUUAUCCAUCUACAUUGUCUUACUACCCUAACACACAUACAACUGCUUUUAUACAGAUGUUGAAUAAUGGUGUGUGUUGCUUGUGCUUGUGUCUUCUCACAGGGAAGACAUCUGCCGAGCUAAAGAC
Messenger RNA from Coregonus sp. 'balchen', 25648 nucleotides. The record is from the annotation of a GenBank genome assembly. NCBI's taxonomy places the organism in Eukaryota, Metazoa, Chordata, Actinopteri, Salmoniformes, Salmonidae.